AUGAAGUUCAGCAUCUUCCCCGUCGCGCUCCUCGCCGCCGUCGCCGCUACCGGCGCCAUUGCCCAGGACAGCUCGGUCGCCUCGUCCACCUCGGCAUCUGCUACUAGCUCGUCGUCGGCUAGCAGCGCUUCGCCCACCUCGGCCUCGUCGAGCUCAGCUUCGAGCGGAGGCCCCGCCAGCGGUGUGUGCGACCCUCUCGGUGGUAACCCGCGUUCUCGCCCUGCUGGAUGCCCUUACUCCACCACCAGCCUGCCUCCUUACAACCUCAGCUCGCUGAUCUCGUACUUCAUCUACGGCUACACCCGUGGUCCCGAGGCAAAGUCGCCCGAGGAGGUCGCAAACCAAAUGGCCGGCUCGGUUCUGCAGUACUACCCUACGCUUGUCACCCCCCGCUCUGACCUGUCGCAGUCGUUUUACUCGGCCAUCUCGGCCACCAUCGAGGCUGUCCGCCACGGCAAGCUCAAUGAGUCGGAUCUGCACGAUCCCAACGCUGCCGUUCCCGCUGCCGUUCCCGAGCACCUCGUUCAGUGGGGUGUUGCCGCCGCUGCCAUUGUCGCUGCUGGUGCCAUUGCUCUCUAA
Molecule: messenger RNA, 579 nt
Organism: Sporisorium graminicola
Lineage: Eukaryota; Fungi; Basidiomycota; Ustilaginomycetes; Ustilaginales; Ustilaginaceae
Exons: 2
Coding region: 1-579 (192 amino acids)
Source: RefSeq, a predicted model, not a curated record